Sardina pilchardus (European sardine) is the source of this 2227-nucleotide messenger RNA. RefSeq names its product transmembrane 7 superfamily member 2 (gene tm7sf2). Lineage: Eukaryota; Metazoa; Chordata; Actinopteri; Clupeiformes; Clupeidae. The transcript is spliced from 11 exons. Bases 141 to 1406 code for a protein of 421 amino acids. The record is from RefSeq and is a predicted model, not a curated record. Gene Ontology annotation, cellular component: endoplasmic reticulum membrane; nuclear inner membrane. Gene Ontology annotation, molecular function: Delta14-sterol reductase activity. Gene Ontology annotation, biological process: cholesterol biosynthetic process.
UGGGGCGGUGCAUAGCACACGUUAUCAUCUCAUUCUUUCUCAUCUUUAUUGUUGUCGGACUUGACACCUGAAGUAGCCUAGUUUGGGGGGACGCUUCCUUCACACCGGACCAGUCUGAAUUGGACAAGCAGACGACUAGCAUGAAGUCUAGCAAACAGAAAUCGCCACACACGACUGAGAAGGAAUUUGGCGGAACUCUGGGAGCCACCUGCAUCCCCGUGUUCCUGCCCCUCACGGUGCUCUACCUCCUGAGUGUGUGCCGCUCACCUGCAGCCAGUGUGCUGCAAUGGCCUCCCCCCCUGCCUCACGCAACCUUCCUGUGGGAUCCCGUGGCUCUAGCCAUUGUAGUCGGGUGGAUGCUCCUUCAGAGCUUUCUUUAUCUUCUACCCAUUGGAAAGCUAUCUGAGGGAUUAGUGCUUAGAGAUGGUUCCAGACUGAAGUAUCCCAUUAAUGGGUACUACGCCUUGUGCUGCAGUGCUGUGGUCAUCGGUCUGGGCCUGUGGCUGGACAUGCCCCUGGCGUAUCUCUUUGAGCUGAUCAUCCCUCUGGCCGUUGCUGCAAUUGCAGUGUCAUACCUGCUCUCCCUUUACCUGUACAUCAGGUCUUUCUGGGCACCUGCUCAUGAUUUGGCCUUAGGUGGCAACACAGGGAAUCCAAUGUAUGAUUUCUUUAUUGGACGUGAACUGAAUCCUCGCAUCGCUGGAUUUGACCUGAAGUACUUUUGUGAACUCCGACCUGGUUUGAUUGGCUGGGUGGUUCUGAAUCUGGCAAUGUUGCUGAAAGAGGUGGAACUGAGGGGAUCUCCAUCUCUUGCCAUGCUACUGGUCAACAGCUUUCAGCUGCUCUAUGUCACUGAUGCACUGUGGAAUGAGGAAGCAGUUCUGACGACCAUGGACAUAGUUCAUGAUGGGUUUGGUUUCAUGCUGGCCUUCGGGGACCUGGCCUGGGUGCCAUUCACUUAUGGACUGCAGGCUGUUUUCCUGGUGGCACAUCCACAGUCACUCAGUCCACUGGGAGCAGCAGGAAUAGUGCUUCUAAAUGGACUUGGCUAUUACAUCUUCAGGAAGUCAAACUCCCAGAAGAAUCAAUUCCGACGUGACCCCACCCAACAAAGUGUGGCAAAACUGGAGACCAUUGCCACGGCAACAGGGAAGCGGCUGUUGGUUUCAGGUUGGUGGGGGUUUGUCCGGCAUCCAAACUAUCUAGGCGAUAUCCUCAUGGCCUUGGCAUGGUCACUUCCAUGUGGGUUCUCACACAUCGCCCCAUAUUUCUACGUCAUUUACUUCUCCAUCCUGCUGAUCCACCGCGAGGACAGAGAUGAGAGGCAAUGCAGGGCCAAGUAUGGCUUGGCCUGGGAUACAUACUGCAAAAGAGUCCCUUACAGGAUCAUCCCUUACGUGUACUAAGAACCCAGAGACUUCUGAGAUGAACUGACAUACAGUAGGCAGAUAUAUUCCCCACGCAGCCAGGAACAUCAAGAAGAGGCCGCUUUUAGUGCGCUUAUCUGGAUAAUAAGAGCUACAGUAAGGCUGACUGUUUUGGAAGUAACGGGAGGGUAAAUCACUGAUGGGAUCCUUGAAUGUGAAAGAUAAGGCAUCAGUGACGCGUGGGUACAUUCACAGGUGACCCAAACUCACCUGGUGCUAUACUUCAACCUGACCGCAACUCGAAAUGCAAGUAUUGUGUAACAGAAAACUAUACCCUACCAGCAUUUUUUUUUUUUUUAAAUGUGUUCAUGUUUUGAGCAAACAUUUCCACUGUAAGUUUGAAUGAGAAUAGAAUUGCCCUGUCCUACAAUUUGGCCUGAAUCAUCUGAAGCAUGUACAGUAUGUCAGAGCAACAAAUUUAGCUCAAACUUCUCCUGCACUAUCUCUAUUCUCCAGGCAGGAAGCCUGACACAGCGCUGCGCAUCCUCAGUACACUGUAUCUUCUCAAGAUUAGUCAGCCAAUUAUGUUUUAGAAAACCACCAACAGCUUUGCUGAGUCAGCUACUCAGAUACUCAGUGGAGAACAUAUAUGGUCAGGCUUACUUGGAGUGCCUGAAAUGAAUAUCACAUAAGAAUCGGAAAUCAAGGAAUGUUUCACAUGUUCUUUUAUGGCGUGUGUAUUUACUACUACAGUAGUUUCCUUUAAUGUUUUCACUGUGCCACAUUAGCUAGUAGCUAGUGUUGCAUCUUGUGUCAUUCACCAACAAGCAAACUUACUACACUGAACUUACUACACUGAG